Messenger RNA from Porites lobata, 4407 nucleotides. Lineage: Eukaryota; Metazoa; Cnidaria; Anthozoa; Scleractinia; Poritidae. The record is from the annotation of a GenBank genome assembly.
AUGUUUGGCCACUCAAUGGUAUAUACUGUUAUAAAAACGUUAUUGGAACUCUGCCCCUUUUUUUCGUGUUUUUUGUUUGUUUGUUUGUUUUUUGUUUUAUAUCUUUUUUAGGUUCUCGGGUCCCCUAACCGCGUCGAUCACAGGAAUACAAGUAUAUGUUAAUUACGAUAAAGACCCCAAGCCCAUCAUGCUUUGCGGUUGUUUCGUAAUGUUGCGCUCUUGCCGGUUUGCUUUGAUAACAUAAAUAGCCUGUGAAUUUCAGGUUUUCUUAUCUUUAACUCUUUUCAAGUCUGGCUUCAAUGCAAUUAAAUCACAUAUUACGAAAACACUGAUACGGUCGAACCUCCAUAUGCCACCACCUCUCGUAAACAACUGCCUUUCGUUAAAGAUCACCAUCCUUAAGCGACCGCGUUAGAGAGAUUUCCCAUUGUUUUUAACCUCCUAAAAAGCGACCCCUUAACUAUUUGUCUGAACUCUUAUGUUCGCUGUAUGCUACUAGGAGUAUACGAAGAACUUAAGUAACAACAUGUAACUGAGAAAGAAAUCGGUGCAGUAAAUUAUCUGCUUUAAAGUAGAUGUGUCCGGAAAUCUACUCCAAGGAAGUGUCGUAAGCGACCACUUUCUGUAAGUGAGCACAAAGUCUUAGCCUUUACAGUGGUUUGACUGCACCUUGAAAAUUUCAUGUUAUGAUAUUAUUAAUAUUAUACAUUAUUCUUUUUAGGGUGGUACAAUAGCUGUUCUCAGUGUUAUGGAAAGACCUUAUUUCUUUGCGGGUGCGAUUUUUAGUGCACCAAGCAUAAAUGUGGAAGCCAAUCCUUGCACGGUAAUUUAUUGUUCCACUUGCUACAAAUAGUGAACGAAAACACAAUGUAAAGACUGUUUCUCUUUUCUUAGGGUGCCGUCAAUGCAAAAACAGGAUACAACAAACCCAAAACCGAAAAAUACUACGUACCUAAGGAAACAGAAAUACAAAUCCCAAAACAAAAAUACAAAAUUGAACCACAAAACUGAAAGAGAAUUUAAGAAUACAAACCAUGAUCAAACACCCCAAAACAGAAACAAGGAAAUAAUGUAAAACAACAGUUUCUAAUGAUUCAUCGUCUUUUAAUUAUCUUAACCCGCGAUCAGGCUAGGUUUUUAUUAUAGGGAGGGCACGAUCACAGGCUAUAAUAGCCCAUUGCCGAGUUCCAAAAACUCUCGCUUUAAAAACGAGGCUAAACGUACAGUAAAACGGGCAACAAAUUGCUGCAGAACGAGUCCAGAAGCGAUGCUGAGCGUCUUAUUGCCCAUAAUAUCAAACCUGUCUUGUAGCAAAUAAGAUUCAGUGUUGCAAGUUGCGUAAAUACUGAUUCCUGAUUGGAUAAAAUUACGCGGGAGUCACGCCAUACACAGGAGUUACGUCACUUGCUGCAAAACAAGUUUGCCUUGGGUCGGUAAUUAAAACACGCAACAUUGACAGAUUUUGAUGCAAAAAGUAGAACUUCUCUCUAGUUUCUGCAACAUUUUUUUCGCAACUUGUUUAAACCUGAUUUGCUGCAAGGGAGGCUUCAUUCAUUGGUAAUAAAAUGCGCAACAUCACUUUUCAACCAGUUUCCCAACAAUUUUGUAAAACAGGUUUCACGUUUUUGUUGUCCGUUUUACCAUAGCUUUAGAGCGAUUUUCGUAUAACCAUGAAAUAUAAAUGCGCGAACAGAAAAGAAACAUCAAACGAACGGAAAUAGAGCGAUUUGAUUGGUUUAUCGAACGGAUACAAACGGGCGUGGGUUUUGGCUGGUUAAGCGAACGCCCAAGAACUUUCUAGAAAUCAAAUGAUACUUCGCUUUGAAGUCAUACAGCAACACGAUUGGCCAAUCGAACAAUGCUUUCUCCAUAUAAGGGUUUUCUUUGGCGGGAAAACGAAGAGGCCAUGUUUUGAUCUUUUCAUCCAUUGGCGAACACUUACCGAAACCAUUUUUCAAGGUCAAAAGAAAAUCUAAUGCAGAGUGAGAUAAAACAGAUUUUAGAUGUGAAAUAUUUGCAGGGGCAGCAAUUUUUUAUAGUCUGUUGCCUCUCAAUUCACAUGUUAUUUAAACAUAAAUAACUGAUUAAUCACGAAAAGAAACGAACUUUUUACAAAGUUCUAGUGGCGGAUGGAAGGGAAUAUGAUGAUUAAUUUAAUAGGAGAUUAUUUUAUCACGAGUCAAGUUUUUAACCUUGUCUUCUAGGGGGAGGUGAGAAAUUAAUACAGUAGUGAUUGUUCCAUAUAUAAAAACACACACAAAAAAACAAAACGAACUUGGCCAAUAUUCAGCUAUCUGGACCUCACUCUUGGUUAAAAGGGACCUUUAGAUUCGAGGACGAGAACUACUAGGAGUACGACUUUCGCUCUUCUCAAAAAGAAAAAUGGACACCCGGAAAGCUCCAUUGUACUUUAAAUUCACCAGAAACGUUUAAGAAAGAGUUUAAGCCCUCUCCUGACCGAAAAUAAUAAAACUUAGCUUUUAACAUUUGAUAACUUGAUUUCGUCACAACGACAUUCUCGGCAAAACUCAUAGUAGAAUGACGACGGCUAUCACGUUUUCCCGCCAAAAUGACGUUGGCUCAUGCGCGCGCACUGCUUAGCAUUAAGAAAAUCUCGUACUCUUAGUCGUCCUCGUAUUAAUAACUAAAGGUCUUAAAUAAAGUAUAUAAUGCAUGUAUCUUACAGGUUUGUGUAGGAAGAAUAGUAUCAUGGAUAAUGCCCUCGUACCAGAUCAGGCCACCGAUUGAUCCAUCACUCUUAAGCCAGGAUCCUACACAGGUGAUACAAAUCUAAAGGGAAACUCGGCCGAGAUUACUUUCGCAAACACUUCUGGGAUUGUUACUAAGGACAGAGAAAAAGAUUGGCCCAUAGCUGACCGGCGUGACCCCAGUAACAAUCCCAGAAACAAUCGCGGGUCAAAUUUCUUCUCCAAUAAAAUUCCCUUUUCGUUUCUAAAAAGGCGAAUAAGACAACUGAUAACUGCUCUCUUUUCCUGAGUCAAAGGAGAGAGACUUUCGUAUGCAUUUUAUCCGCAUUUCCGAAAAAAAUUUCCAGGACAUUCGAAAAAUGCCGAACAUAUUCCGGUGAUUUCUGGAGGUUGCCGAAUGACGCGGUGUCCAGUCCCUGAGACCGAUCGCGAAACUUGACAUUUCGUACCACUGACUGGAAUAUUUUGGGUAGAGAUUGGAUAAACGCUUUUCAGUUUAAUGGUUCAUGACAAGUCGUUCGGAAUUGUGAGGAAUUGAUAUUUUCCAUCCUUCAUGAUUGUGCAAUGAACUAGUAACGCUGGUGCAUGUAACGGUCAACGGUCAUUCUGCAAAGUCUCAGCUCAAACGGUUAAAAAUUAAAAAACUAGUUUGAAAGAGAUCACUUUUUGAUGACAGCUGGCCCGGGGUGAAUUAAUUACCCCUUAGAUUAUACAUACCCCCGGAGGAAAGGGGGGGGGGGUGGCUAUUCAACAAUGUUUAAUACGAGGAGGUUCCAUCCCUAGGCCUAAACUUACACAUUUAUCGUUGAAGGAGCUCGUCGUGUUUGUUUAGGGUUGGAGCCUCCCCGUAUAAAUUUCAGUGUCACUCAAUUCUUUGCACCAUCCAUUUAAUAAUCAUAUAUCUUACAGAAAGUCGAAUUUCCUUGAGUACCGGGUGUCCCUCGCGCCUUCUUGCUUUCGCAGGCGACUUUUGGCAAGUCUAGGACUUCAAUAACACAAUGCACUGUAUUAUUAUUGCUUUAGGUUGAAAAGUAUGCCAAUGAUAGCCUAAACUGGCAUGAGGGAAUGAAAGUGAGAUGGGUCGGAGCUAUAUUAGACGCAAUGAAUGAAAUCCAGAGGAACUUGUCAAAGCUCACAACACCUUAUCUACUUGUCCAUGGUGAUGGAGAUCAAUUAGUGAAGAUUGACGGUUCACAAUACUUACAUGCAAAUUCUCCCAGUAACGACAAGACAUUUAAGGUACACGAAUGAGCUGCUUUACUGAAAGCACUGAGCGAACUAAUAGCCUCUCUAUGACGGUAUAUCAUGACGACAGGAAAAGGCGGUCUUAAAACGGCGUUUGUUCAUGUGGUGAUAAUGCCCUGCCCGGGGUGGGAGUUUCGGCUGCCUUCUUCCAAGCGUAGUUACUGUCAACUUAUCCCCAACAAAAGUCGUGAGUUGUCUAAACCCUUUUAGCCCCAAGAGUGACCAAUAUCUAUUUUCUCCUAACAACGUCACCACAUUUUCAAGGGAAAAGGCUAUGAGAAUUUAUAAAAUAAUCACCAAAGAGGAAAUUAUUUCAUUAUAAACACAACUGCUUGUAAAACUUGCUUUGCAGAUAUACAAGAAUGGGCGCCAUGAACUUCUGAAUGAGGUGGAAGAAACUGCGAGCGUGGUUUACAAGGACAUUCUAGACUGGAUCCAGCUAAAGCUACCUUGA